Messenger RNA from Mycena citricolor, 1976 nucleotides. The record is from the annotation of a GenBank genome assembly. NCBI's taxonomy places the organism in Eukaryota, Fungi, Basidiomycota, Agaricomycetes, Agaricales, Mycenaceae.
CACUUGCCAUCUGUGUUCUCCGUGACAGUCCAGUUCAAGUUGCUAGGGACUAACGAGACCAGAGCCGGGUUUCAUUUCGACCAGCGCUCUCGCCGACCCAGCAAAGUCGUCCCAACUUAGCUAUGCUUCCCCUACAUACCCGACAGCUCACCGGAGGCCCUAGGAAACAGCACAUUCUAUCUUCGCAAAGUCUCAAAGUCCUCUACCGUCGACCUGCGCUGCGCUGCCUUCCCUAUAUCUUCGUCUCACUCGUAUUGGUGUACAUAUUCGCGACCCAUGUCCUCGAUCGCGCUCCGCGUUUGAUCGAGUACUCUCCGAAACGAGUGACCGUGUCCAACAAUAGUGUGGUAUACGACGAGCCUUCCGUGACGUCUCAAGUGCUUGCGGCCCGUGCACAAAAGAUCAAGGAUGCGUAUGUGCAUGCGUACUCGGGUUAUCGACGGGACGCGUGGGGAUACGACGAGCUGAAGCCGCUCACGGAAACCCAUGUCAACAAUUUCAAUGGGUGGGGAGUCUCUGUCAUCGACUCAUUGGACACGAUGUGGAUCAUGGGCCUCCACGACUUCUUUGAAGAGGGUAUCACCUGGGUCAAAGACUUGACAUUUGACAUUCCGACGGGAGAGUUUGUCCCUUUCUUCGAGACCAUCAUCCGCUAUCUCGGUGGAAUGCUCUCCGCGCACGCUCUUUCCGAUGAACCCAUCCUGCUGACCAAGGCCAGCGAGCUGGGAAUGAUGCUUAUGCCUGCAUUCAACACUCCUUCAGGUCUACCGAUGUAUGCUGUAAACCCGCAGACCGGAGAUGUUCGCAAAGGUUGGACCGGAUCUGUGCUAUGGGCAGAAGCUCUGAGCAAUCAAAUGGAAUACAAAUAUCUGGCACACCUCACUAAUCGCCCGGACUUUUACGACAAGACUGAGAAAAUCAUGGAUCUCAUGUACCGGAGCACGAUAGACAAAGGGCAGUUUCCUACGCAAUGGGAUUCUAUCACUGGCAAACCCACCAACAACCAAUUCUCCGUGGGUGCAUAUGCUGACAGUGCCCACGAAUAUCUUUUGAAGCAAUGGCUUCUCACGAGUCAGUCUGAGCCCAAGGCCAGGACAAUGUACCUAGAUGCUGUUCAGGCAAUCAUCGACAACUUGCUCUAUCUGACACCGAACCGAGAGCUCUUGUAUGUGACCGAUACCAACGGUGGCGUCCCCAGCUGGAAGUUCGAGCAUCUUUCGUGUUUUCUCCCGGGAAUGCUUGCCCUCGGUGUUCACACUCUCGAUCUCCCGCACGAAACCAAGGAAUUGCAUUCAUGGGCUGCUGACGGUAUCGCCACCACGUGCUGGCUGUCGUACGCGGACCAGGCCAGUGGGCUUGGGCCUGACGAGAUGAUUAUGGAUCACCCGCAGUCUGGCUACCAGUCGCUCAAGUGGACGACGCGCCUGGCAAGCUGGAAGGCAGAAGGAAAGCCGGGUGGAUCGCCGCCUGGUCUUGGUCCCAAAGCCCCGGCACGAAAGGCGAGGGAUUAUGUUAUUGACAAGUCAGCGUACUUGCUGCGGCCCGAAACGCUGGAGAGCUUCUACAUUCUCUGGAGAACCACUGGCGCUGAGGUUUGGAGAGAUCGUGGAUGGUCUAUCUUCGAAGCCAUCGAGAAACACGCGAGACUCAAGACAGGUUAUGCGAGUGUUCAGCAUGUUGAUAAGAUUCCAGUCAGCCAUUUGGAUGAAAUGCCCAGCUUCUUCCUUGCGGAAACGCUCAAAUACUUAUAUCUCAUGUUUGUUGGUCAAGACAUCGUGCCUCUGAGCCAAUGGGUCUUCAAUACCGAAGCUCACCCGCUGCCCAUAUUCGAAUGGUCGUCGCGAGAACGGUCGAUGUACAGGAUACCACCCGAAGCUCAUCUUUCUAGCAACUCAAGCACCCCUUGAUCCGAUUGUAGCAAUAUCCUCCAUGUAGCAUACAUUUAUCUCAUCCUCAAUGCAUCACUGCUAGAUCUA